ACGGACUUCGAACAAGAGGAGCGCUCGACACGCACUCACCUCCCGCCGCAAUGAUCCCGGCACCACAUUCGGCGCUCUCACAGGCGCCGAUGUCCGUCUCACGAACACUCUAUCUCACAGAUGCCCAGCAGACAGACAUAUACCAUCAGUCGCGCAACCACGCCGUGUCCUUUCUCCAGAACUCGCUGAGCGAUUUGCAUGAAUGGGAGUUCAUCUCCGAGAAGAAGAGCGUGCAGUUCUAUCGCAAGAAAAGCAACGACGGGACGACGUACACGAUCAACGGCAUCACACGCAUCGUUGCCGACCUCGACGAGACCAUGCGCACAUUGUACUGCGACAAUUCGACGUCGUUGAGCGAUCUGUUCUCCCAACUACAUGACGACGCCUUCGCCGAUGGUGCCGUCCUCGCUGCAUUGCCCGGCAAGCGCGACCCUUCUGGGAUCUGCCGGGAGCAAUGCAGCAUCAAGACCCUGUCCUUCCGUCCGUUCAACGCGAUGGACAAGGCGCGCCAGUACACGGUCGUUGACUACUGCACCAUUCGCACGGGCAAAACCGAUGAAGGCGGUAGCGUGGACGCCACCGACAACCGCCUCGGCAUCCAACUCAUGUACUCGACGGACGCCGCAGACCCCGCGAGUGCGUCGUCGCGGCGUCUCGCGUCAUCGUCUUUGGUCCACGGUGCCUCCCAAUCCACGGAUGCCGAGUCGAAUACCAGCGCGAGUCAGCUGCUUCCGUCAGGAUUUAUCGUCUACCCCACGGCGAAGAAAGGGGUGCUGGAAGUGAUCUUCUCGUGGUCUGCACACGACCCGCGCGGCAUUUCCCGCGGCUACAAGAAGAGCAUCCUCAGUCUCGUGGCGAGCGUCGCGCGCCUCGAGAACAUCUUCCUCGCGCUUCGGAUCGCCGCCGCCGGGUUCAUCAAGUCCAAGAACUGGGUCAGCGACAAGGAGCGGUCCUAUUGCUUCAUCUGUCGCGAGUCGUUUGGCGCAUUCCGCCGCCGCCACCACUGCCGCCUCUGCGGCGACAUCACGUGCUCCAAGUGUGGCACCCUCACCGCCGUCAAGCUGCCCGUUGUCGGCCUCUGCCAAGUGCGCAUUUGCAUGCGCUGUCUCACGGAGAACGAUUCUUCCCGUAUCAACGUCAGCUUGCCGCCGUCCACGUCGUCCGGAGUCGGCACCGGCCCGCGGUCCACCUCGGUCACCCAGCGCUCGUCGGCUGGCAGCCAGCAACUCCAAGUGAUGGAACGUCUGUCGCAUGGCAUGUCGAAUCUGUCGGCCGUGCCGACGCAGCAUCAGAUUGAUUCUGACGAGGACGAAGACCCAGGGUACGGGUCGCUGCAGUCGUCGACUGUCCUUGGUGGAUCCAGUUCGAUGGACUCGUCGUUGUCGUCCACGUCGAGCUACAUGGGCGGCUCGUUCCAGCAUAGCAGCCUCAACAGCUCGUCUCGCCUUGCAUAUACUACCAACAGUGGCAGCGGCAUCAUCGACGAAGACGACGAGACGCAGUACCGCCACCGCGCCGGGUCCAACGAAGGAGUCCAACGACCUCCGCCACCCCCCCGACGGUCUGGGGGCGGAGCUGUUCCCCUCCCGACACUGUCGGCGUCGACGCAGCUAACCCACGUCAAACAAUUUUCGUAUCCGCUGCAUUACACGGACGGGCAGCUAUGGCCCCUCGCGCCCAUUCCCACGGAAGAAGCGUCGCGCUUGCGCAAAUUGGACGACCUCGCCAUCCUCGACACCCCCCAAGAACAAGAAUACAAUCACAUUGCCCAAAGCGCCGCGGAAGCGCUGCACGCGUCGUUUGGGUUUAUCAGUUUCAUCGACGCCAAAAGGGAAUGGGUCAAGGCCUCGUACGGCAAUGGCGCGGGGGCCAACACAAGCAUCGCGCGCGAUGUGUCGCUCAGUGCUCACGUCAUCAUGUCGUAUGAAGUGACGGUGGUGCCCAAUAUGACUGCAGACGUGCGCUUCCGAGAUAAUCCGUUGGUGCUGGACGGGAUCAAAUUGCGCAGUUUUGUGGGGUAUCCCCUCGUGACGUCGGACGGGUUCAUCGUCGGAGUGCUCGGGGUCGCAGAUACGCGGGUACGUCCAUAUGUGGAGUAGUACGCUAUAUUUAGUGUGACGUUGCUACAGAUUCGUUCUUUGCCCCUGUAAUGUAUAGAUAUAGAGUAUAAUUGAUUCUGAAUGAUGAUUGAAUCAUAUAGCCGCGGGAAAAUGUCACUGUACGACACGUGGCCCAGCUCAAGCAACUGGCGACUCACGUGUCUCGCGUACUGGAAGAACGCAGCGGGUACCAACCCACCGGUCACCAACAACAACACCACCAUGUGUACGAUUCCGCCGCCCCCCAAGCGCACUCGCAAACGUAUAAUGUGGCCACGACGCAGUCGACGAUCCACAACACGUUGCUGGAUCUGCUCAAGAAAACGGAAGCAACGGGCAAAACGCUUCAGCAGACGCAGCAGAGCAUGCUCAAUGCAACGGGGCGACCACCUCAAUCAUAGAGUACUGAAAAGGCACGGCACCUUCACCAUGACCACCCACGCACGUUUUGGAUGAUCGUACUAGUAGCAGUAGUAGUGUUAUGUGUGUGAAUAUUGCUUGGUCAAUACAAUGCACAGCUGGGGCUCUGCCAUCUUGGUAUGUAGUGCGUACGAUCAAAAGACUUAGUAGUGUUUUCAUCCCACCACUUGGAUUCAAAUUUGU
This is a messenger RNA of Aphanomyces astaci, 2702 nucleotides long. RefSeq lists its product as hypothetical. Gene Ontology annotation, molecular function: metal ion binding; protein binding. NCBI's taxonomy places the organism in Eukaryota, Oomycota, Saprolegniomycetes, Saprolegniales, Verrucalvaceae. The coding region runs from base 51 to 2099 and encodes 682 amino acids. The transcript has 8 exons. The record is from RefSeq and is a predicted model, not a curated record.